Drosophila arizonae is the source of this 1002-nucleotide messenger RNA. RefSeq lists its product as uncharacterized. NCBI's taxonomy places the organism in Eukaryota, Metazoa, Arthropoda, Insecta, Diptera, Drosophilidae. The record is from RefSeq and is a predicted model, not a curated record.
CCAAACCUUGAAGCGUAAAUCAUGCAAUAUCUUCUGGCCUUCCUCCUAACGGUGGGCUCAGCUCUGGCGAUAGAGGAACUGCCGGAUCCAAAGCAUCCGGAGCCCCCGCUUCAACCAACGAAAGCCACUGCAAGUCUAGGUAAGGCAGAGAACACCACAAAGAAAGAAGACCCGAGGCUCGUGAAUGUGCCCUUCACGGAGUGCAAGCCCUAUGAGGUAUUUUCCCUCACCAAGGGCUGUGUCAAUCGCAAGCCUUACAUGAAGGAUAUAAUCUUCAAAACCUGGAGUAGUAAAAGUGUGGAAAGGGUCAUGCUUGGCAAUGAUUCGGGGGAAGUCCAGUGCGCAAUCAAUGAGCUACACACCAUAUUUGGCUGUGAGCCAAUGGGAAAGAAGCUGCGCGACAGCGCCGCUCCUCGCGCGGCUGUAUUGCCGAACUAUCUCUAUGGAAGCAAGAUUUAUAAUAGCAAAGAAGCCAUUCCCCAAACAGAUGACAGCGAGCCCAUUUCGAAUGGCAAUACGGGGACGAAUCCAUCUCGUGCCCGUCCUCCUUCAGAGAAAGUAUUGGGAAGAAACUUACCCUUAGAUAAGCCGGAAAGUACUGCCGGAGCAGCUGGUGCAGGGAAUGCUACCCAAGGGGGCAGCACCAAUGCCACGGCCACACCUGAUGAAGUCAAUGAAAUUCUGCAGAAAGUGAUCGGCCACAAUCGGAAGAGAAAAUAUUCGUUCCUGCCAGGCAGGCUGCUUAAUACCUACCGCAAGUGCCGCCCCUAUGAGGUACUGGGAAAGGGUCGACGUUGCAUUCGGAAGAAGGGCAAGGUUGGCUUCUACACGCAUCGGAGCCACGUGUACGGAAUACAGAAGCGGCAUCGUCAUCCGGCGAUCUACAAGAGCAAGAACAGCAAGAGCUAAGGCUCUGCUCCAAGUAUAUCUGACUAUCUGUAGUAUCAUGCGAACUGUCGCAGUGAACCAUAAAUAACACAACAAUAAAUUACUUCAGCUAUA